AUCCGUAUCCCUCACUUGCGCACUCAAUGGCAAAAUCAGACAAGAAGGCAGACAAAAAGACGGCAGAUAAGGCCAAGGCUGCCAAACCAGCCACCGGCUCACCCGCAAAAGCAAAGUCACUAGCGUCAUCCAAAGAGAUUUUGGCCAAGGCCAAAGUACUCAAAGCAUCGAAUGGAAAGGCUCCCGUUAAACGUGCCAAAGACGAAACAUCUGACGAUUCUUCAGACUCAUCUUCGGAAGACGAACAACCCAAAAAAACUGUGCUCACGUCGGACUCUGACGAUUCACCAGAAGAAAAAAAGCCUGUCAGUGCCCCAGCCGGAAAAAAAGGAAAGGGUAAAGUGGAGAUUAGCGAUUCAUCUGAUUCGUCGUCAAGCGAUGAGAGCUCAUCCGAUGAGGUCGAUGACAAGGAUGUAGAGAUGCAAGAUGUUCAGCCUGUCAAUGGCAAGACAGAUAAGACCAAGGCAGCAAAGCUACUGGCAAAAAAUGUCAAAUUGCCGACACCAUCCAAGGCCAUUUUGGCUAAGGCUGGAGCGCUCAAAGCAUCGGUUGCAAAAGCUUCCGAAUCAAGCGACGAGUCCUCGGACUCCUCUUCGGAAGAUGGAGCACCCAAAAAGCCUGCCCCUACUUCGGAUUCCGAUGACUCGUCGGAUGAUGAAAAGCCCGUCAAUGCACCGGCCGGCAAAAAAGGGAAGGGUAAAGAAAGUAAUAACUCUUCCGAUUCCUCUUCGAGCGACGAAAGCUCGUCAGAACAGAUUGGUGCUGAGGUACAAAAUGUUCAGCCUGCUAAGGGCACCAAGCGCAAAGCAGAAGCAGAGCCCUCGGUUCCGCCAAAAAAGGUAAAAUUGGUCGAUGACGAUGCAGCUCCUAGCGCAUCGACUGAGGAAACGAAAAGUAUUUUCGUUGGUCGGCUAUCAUGGAAUGUCGACAACGACUGGCUUGCACAGGAAUUUGCCUCCUGCGGCGAAGUUGUCUCUGCUCAAGUACAAACCGAUCGCGCAAGCGGAAAGUCGCGCGGUUUUGGCUAUGUGCACUUCACAUCUGCAGAUGCAGUUGAAAAGGCUCUCCAAAUGAACGGCAAGGAAAUUGAUGGACGACCGGUCAAUAUUGACAAAAGCACUCCGCCGGAUAAAAGUACUGUCCGUGAAAACCGGGCAAAGUCUUUUGGCGACACGCAGAGCCCAGUAUCAAGUGUUCUCUUUGUUGGGAAUCUUAGCUUUGGUGUCAACGAGGACCAACUUUGGGAAGUUUUUGGCGAGCACGGGGACGUUAAAAGUGUUCGUGUUCCAACGGAUCGUGACUCGGGAAGGCCGAAAGGUUUUGCCUAUGUCGAGUUUAGUGCUGUGGAAGCCGCACAGACAGCCCACGGAAAACUGCAGGGUUAUGAGCUUGAUGGCCGCAGCCUUCGCUUAGACUAUUCCCAACCAAGAGACAGCGCUGGGGGUGGUCGGGGUGGAGGUCGUGGACGUGGUGGUUUCGGUGGCGGUGACCGCGGACGUGGACGCGGUGGGUUUGGUGGCGACCGUGGUGGGAGAGGACGUGGUCGAGGUGGUGACCGCGGUGGGAGGGGUGGUGGGAGGGGCCGAGGGGGUGCACGCACUGGAGCUGUCACUCAGUUUGAGGGGUCCAAGAUCACUUUCGAUUAG
Suillus bovinus is the source of this 1646-nucleotide messenger RNA. RefSeq lists its product as uncharacterized. The coding region runs from base 27 to 1646 and encodes 539 amino acids. The transcript is spliced from 5 exons. Lineage: Eukaryota; Fungi; Basidiomycota; Agaricomycetes; Boletales; Suillaceae. The record is from RefSeq and is a predicted model, not a curated record. Gene Ontology annotation, molecular function: RNA binding.